AUGGGUGUGGUCUUUGUGUUCAUGCUGCAGUGUGCCGUGUGUCGCGACGUCACCCUUCCCACUGGGCCAUUCUACCGCGUGGCAGGGUUCCCCCUCUCCGUGCCCUGUGUGGUAUCAGGAUAUGAGGGCCCACGCACACAGGAGUUUGAGUGGUUCCUGUACAGAGACAAUGCAGGUGGAAGACAGAUGGGAGUGGUGUCCACCAGGGACAAGGGUUUCCCCUACACACCCUUCCAAGCUCGCGUGAGGAACGGGGAGGUGAGGGUUGAGAGGGACUCUGGGGACGCGGUCCGGCUGGUGAUCCAGAGGCUCCGCGCUGAAGACCAGGGAAAAUAUGAGUGUUACACACCCAGCACAGACAGUGUCUACCAGGGAAACUACAGUGGCUCAAUAACUGUCAAAGUGAUCCCCGACACACUCCUGAUCAGCUUCACCCGCUCACUCACUGGCCAGCCUGUGCCGGAGGGGGCCGAGUUAACCCUGACGUGCUCAUCCAGCAUCCAGUCGGAGCAGCUCACACAUCUGUCCAUCAUGUUCGGGAAGCGUGGUGGUGCAGAGGCCCCGGGGAGCGGAGCCGGAGGAGGGGAGGUCAGCACCGUCAGAGAGAUCAUCUCCAUCGACAACCUGCUGGGGAUCGUCCCCGGACGUUCGUACAAAAAGCGCUAUGAUGACGGCGAGAUCACGCUGGAGAAGAGGAACGGAGUGGGCGGGCAAGACGUGUACCUGAUGAAGAUGAGAGCGGUUCAGCCGGACGACACCGGUUCGUAUUUCUGUGAGGCCUCGCAGUGGAUACGGGACCCCGAUCGAUCGUGGCAGAAAAUCGCACAGAGAACGCUGGAUAUUGGCAACUUGACUGUUCAGCAAAUAGCCGAGACUCUGAGCGUAACGUCCUCACCCAGAGGGGAGGUGACCCUGCAGAUCGGUUCCCCUCUCAUCCUGACUUGUGAGGUCUUGGGGCUGCCACCUGAAGUGAACUCUGGCCUGCUGGUUCAGUGGAUGAAGAGGGGAUCUGUGAGCAGCGAUGACGUCGGCAGCGGAGGAGUUGAGGUGGAGGUGGCCCGGUUGAGCACAGAUGGCGUGGUGAGCUGGGGCGAUGACCUCAGCAGAGCGAGUGGUGGAUCCAUGGAGAAAGUGGCAGAGGGGAGGUACUCUCUGAAGCUUUUCUCAGCCCGGCCGUCUGACACAGGGGUGUAUCGGUGUGUGGUGAGUGUGUACGCCGGGAGGAGCAGCCCGGGCCCGUCUACGGCGGCGACGCUCACUCAGAAGUCUGAGGGAGUCACGGUCAACCUGAAGACCAAAGAUGUGCUGGUUUCAGCUGCGGCUCUGCUGCCUCGCGGCCCCCUGCUAAAAAGAGGCAGCACCAUCACCCUCAUCUGCAACGCCACUGUGACGACUACAGGUCCCGCCCAGGUGCAGGUCCAGUGGCUGCGGUGGCCAAUCCCUGCACCAGUUUUAAACAGGGGACAGGGUUCAGCUGCUGCUGUUGCUCCGUCAGAGCCCCCUGUAAAGAAACUGACACAGGUGGCUGCUCUCCUGCACAACGGUGUUGCGGACAUCUACGUCAACGGCAGCGAGAUCAGCAUCGACCGCCUGUCAGCCGUCAGCUACAGACUGAGGGUCCACGCCGCAACAAUGGAGGAUCAGGGCAUGUAUGUGUGUCAUGCAGAGGCGUGGGGUCAGGACCCGCACGGAGGCUGGUACAACACGGGAGUCAGAGCAGAAUCAAACGCAGUGACCGUUUACCUGUACGCGAGAGCUGCCGACCUCCUCCUCAUCCCUCUGGUCAUCGGCGUCUCCUCCGCCUUGUUCGUGGGCAUUGUCAUCAUCGCCACGGUGACCUGCUGCUUCAUGAAGCGCCUGGCGAGGCAGCGCGCUCAGAAGUAGUUGUCGUCUGUUGCCGACCAUCCGAAAUCUGAUUGGUCGCGAAGAGGCAAUGCACCGAACACGACUGGUGAAAUAGCCAAGAAAUAACUUCAAGACAAAGUGAAGUGAGAAAAGACUUUGAGACAUUGACAGCUCAUCUUCUGUGUUUUGACAUAAACAAUCAAUGCCAAAUGAUUCUGUUUUCUAUUCUCUUACAUUUUAUAUCCAAACCUCCUCUGGAAAACAAUAUAUUUUACUGAGCGCUAAGCCAUCAUUCUCACUCCUCGUGUGGGUAGACUUUAGAUUUUCUGAGACCUGUUUACAUGUUAUUCUAACCCAUCUUCUUCACUAUCCUCUGUCCAAGCUCAUCU
Paralichthys olivaceus (Japanese flounder) is the source of this 2234-nucleotide messenger RNA. NCBI's taxonomy places the organism in Eukaryota, Metazoa, Chordata, Actinopteri, Pleuronectiformes, Paralichthyidae. The record is from RefSeq and is a predicted model, not a curated record.